This is a messenger RNA of Macaca mulatta (Rhesus monkey), 757 nucleotides long. NCBI's taxonomy places the organism in Eukaryota, Metazoa, Chordata, Mammalia, Primates, Cercopithecidae. The record is from RefSeq and is a predicted model, not a curated record.
AUGAGGAGGGCAUGGCAGCAGUGGUGCCGUGCUGCCAGGGGCUCUGCGUGCCCUUAUCUUGAGCAUAUAGGGCUGCGGAAGGGACUUCCAAGUACCAGGCCCUGCGAUCUCAGAGCCACUUCUGUCCCAUCUCUGCCCUUGGAGGGGGAACAGGUAGUCCAGACAAUUAGAGGACAGAGGGGGCUGUGUUCUGACGGGGCCACGCAGGCAUUGAGGAAACACAGCGGGCCCGUCCCCUGGCUGGGAUGGGGAUGUCUGUGUGCCAUCAUCUCACUCCAUCUGCUCAUUCCUUUGCUCAUUCAUCUAUCCAUUCAUUCGAGUCACCUCAUGCACAUUUUCCAAGGCUGCCUGUGGCCUGGCCCUGUGCCGGGUAGAGCUGAGGAUGCCAAGGUGAAGGUGAAUUCCUCCUGUGCCUGGCCCCGGCCCCAGUCUGCUGGAAGAACCAGACACAGACAAUCACAUUGCGGGGAAACGCGUGCUCCAUCGGAAACGUCCAGAGAGGCCCAGCGUGCACCAGGGCCUUGCUCAGGUCGGCACCAGGCCUGCCUGGAGCAGCCAACUGUGGGAGAAGGAGUUGGUGAAAGAUGGGCCCCACCUGGGCCAUGCACAGAAGGGCUGAGGGGUAGGGGGCGAGGGGUUGAAGAUCAGGCCCUGCCACCAUGCCACACGGCUGUCCUCUGUCCCUGCCCCUGGGGGAGCUGAAACUGCAUGGAAGGUCCUCCAGGGGUGCCCCGUCUAAUAAACUCGAUGAAGAGGA